Molecule: messenger RNA, 1233 nt
Organism: Hemibagrus wyckioides
Lineage: Eukaryota; Metazoa; Chordata; Actinopteri; Siluriformes; Bagridae
Gene: nat9
Product: N-acetyltransferase 9 (GCN5-related, putative)
Exons: 7
Coding region: 188-841 (217 amino acids)
Biological process (GO): protein acetylation
Molecular function (GO): N-acetyltransferase activity
Source: RefSeq, a predicted model, not a curated record
GAUGACGUCGGUGUUGCUGUGCGUGGGUCUUAAUCCGUUUGAGACAGGAAUCGUGUCGCUUUAGUUAUUUCUAUUAAGAUUGUGUGUUGAAGUGUAUAAUUAUAAAAUAAUUUUUAUUUAAAUUAUUAUUUUAAACUAUCCUCGAAAACACGCCGUUAAAAGCAGGAUAAAUAAGCUUUCUGAAAAAAUGCGGAUAAAUGAAGACAUUUUACUGGAAGGCAGUAAGGUUGUGUUGGUUCCCUACAACACUGAACAUGUUCCCAGAUAUCACCAGUGGAUGACGUCCGAGGAGCUGCAGAAACUCACAGCGUCUGAACCUUUAACCCUGGAGCAGGAAUACGACAUGCAGAGAAGCUGGAGAGAAGAUGAGGAUAAGUGCACAUUCAUCGUAUUGGACAAACAGCGAUGGACAGAUCCAACAAUCUCAGAGGAAGAGUGCAUGGUGGGAGACGUCAACCUCUUCCUGACUGACCCCAGUGACCCAUCACUGGCCGAGAUGGAGAUCAUGAUUGCAGAGCCCAGCUACCGAGGCAGAGGUUAUGGCAAAGAGGUGACACGCAUGAUGAUGCAGUACGGCAUCAACAAACUCGGCAUCAAGAAAUUCGAAGUGAAGAUCGGUUUGGAAAACCGGAUCAGCGUAGAUAUGUUCAAGAAGCUCCAGUUUCAAGAGCUCUCCAUCAGCGAGGUGUUUCAGGAAGUCACUCUCGGCCUGACGGUGAGCGAGGCAUCAUGGGAAAAGCUGCUGGGCAGCACCGAUAUCGAGGAGAGAGAGUACGGGAAAACACGGGACUCUAGGCACAGAGCUGAACAUGCCACGACCACCGGAGCUGACGGGAACUGAGAUGAGACGCGGUUUUAAUAAGAUCCGAAGAGAAAAUACGAGAAACGGUUCAUAAAUGGGCGCCAGUGGAUUAUCUAAACAUUGUUUAAGUUGCUGCUGAAAGCAUCAUGUUGCACUUUUAACAUAGCCUAUGUGUUUUUUUUCUGGCAUUUUUUCCUGGCUCAUUUAGCUCAAAAUGAACUUAUUGACUGAAUUUGUUCCUUAUAAUUACGUGUUUUAAUAUUUCGCUAUUAUCUGCCUUUAAGAAGAAAGUUUUUAACAUUGACACAGAUUUCAAGGGAGAUCUUGGAUGUAUUGCUAAUGACUUUCAAAAAGUGUUAGUCUGAUCAUUUUUUUCAUCAUGUGUAAAAUGACCGGUUUGUGUAAAAUAUGAAACAGAAACCUUCUCUUUA